AUGUAUGGGCUUCAAGGAGGCAUGGCAUAUAUAGGUAGAAUACUCAUCAACUCUGACGACGUAAAUAAUAAUUCCCAACCACAACAUUUGGCUCCUGCUCCUGAGGUGGUGAUUGAAAACCCAUGGAUUGCCUAUAUUGGAUACGAUUUUCUCUGGCUUCCACCAGAAUAUAGAUCUAAUGUGUCUGCUGUCUAUGCGACUAAGGUUGCCAUCGGGUGUUCUUCGGGCCAAGUUCUUCUCUUUGAACUAGAUAUUUUCUAA
Molecule: messenger RNA, 261 nt
Organism: Talaromyces stipitatus ATCC 10500
Lineage: Eukaryota; Fungi; Ascomycota; Eurotiomycetes; Eurotiales; Trichocomaceae
Exons: 2
Coding region: 1-261 (86 amino acids)
Source: RefSeq, a predicted model, not a curated record